Messenger RNA from Xyrauchen texanus (razorback sucker), 5010 nucleotides. RefSeq names its product phosphoinositide-3-kinase adaptor protein 1 (gene pik3ap1). The record is from RefSeq and is a predicted model, not a curated record. NCBI's taxonomy places the organism in Eukaryota, Metazoa, Chordata, Actinopteri, Cypriniformes, Catostomidae. The transcript has 17 exons. The coding region runs from base 180 to 2735 and encodes 851 amino acids. Gene Ontology annotation, cellular component: cytosol. Gene Ontology annotation, molecular function: signaling receptor binding; phosphatidylinositol 3-kinase regulatory subunit binding.
GCAGAUCGGUCAUGUACCACAGUUAAAUAUGAAAAGUAUUUUGAUCGUAAGGUAGACAGAGAAAGGAGAUAAACAUAUUGCCACUGGAGGAAGGUGAAACCACUGUAAAUCCUGAAGCAAGGUAAAAGUUAUUACUUUUGCCUUAUCAAAAUACACAAGGAAAACCUGGAUACUCCACAAUGUGCGAGGUGUUAAUUGUUCAUACCAGUGAGGCCAGUGAAUGGGCCGAGUAUCUACAGCAAAUCUUGGUGGAAUCGUGUUACUUUAUGGAAGGCUCCAUUGUUUUGAUUGAUGUUUUUGAACAAAAUUUGCUGGAAAAUCAGGAACUGUUUGACUCGGCAAGUAUCAGCAAGUGCAUUGUGCCUUUGCUGUCUACCGUGUUCUUGGACAUGCAGAGAGAUCCAGAAGUGCUUGACACUUUCCGGGAACUUCUCCGACCCCCUCACAAAGUCGUUGCAUUUUUGUGUGGAGUAUUAGAAAGUGAAAUAUCAGCAGACUAUUUUGAACACUGGGAUCUUUGGAAAAAGCUCAGUUCAGAAGAUGAUCCUUCAGUAUAUGUGUCGACAGUCCUUGAGUGCAUUAAUGAUGGAUGUAUUAGUAUACAACAUGACCAGGAGACAAAAGAUGCAAUUCAACUAGAAGAACACAUGGAUGAGUUCACAUUAUCGGACAUUCCUGGGAGCCUAAAUUUAUCUGAUGAAAAAGAGCAGCAUGAGGUGAAUGAGGAUGAUGUUUGUUCCACUGAUGAGCAGACUUGUGCCUAUGAGACACAAAAGGAUGAGACCUGUCUUACCGUCCAACCAGACAGAAUACUAUGUGGGACUCGCAUGAAUAUUUACAUAAUCUUGGUAAAGAAAUUCACCGGUGAGGGCAGCAUGGAGGUUGAGUUUCACUCUCAGGACUCAACACCUAAACGAAUGCCUGGAACUAUUAUAAACGAGUGUAUUAUUACUGUACAGUCACCUGAUAUGCCAGCUGGAAAUGUAUCAUUAACUCUUUAUAACAAUGAAACGGUGAUCUGCUCAACGACAGUAAAGUAUUACACAGAAAUGGAGGAAAUUUGCAGAUAUCUAGAGAAAGCAACUGAUCCAAUGCAGUUCAUGUGUCAGGCAUUUGAUAUCACAUCAAAUGCACCCGAGUCCCUGGAUAAUUUGCUUACAGACUCUCUCAAAGAACGAAUGCCUCUGAAUGGAUCACAAGUGUUUGGAAUUAGUCAAAUUGCACAGGAGACAACACCAGCAAAUCACCGUGACAUUGAACUCCCAACACUGCUUCACUUCUCGGCAAAGUAUGGGUUUAAAAAAUUGACAUCUUUGUUAAUGCGGUGCCCUGGAGCCUUGCAGGCCUACAGUGUGAUGAACAAAGAUGGAGAUUACCCUAACACGCUGGCAGAAAAGAGUAACUUCUCCGAUUUAAGGCAGUUUAUGGAUGAAUAUGUUGAGACAGUGGACUUAGUGAAGGCCCACGUGGAGGAGUCCCAGACCACCCCUGAAAGUGAAGAUGUCUAUGAAGAUAUGUUGACAGCUUCCCACAAUUUCAUCACAGAUUAUGGGGAUAGUGAGGAUAUUUACGAGUGUAUGAUGAAACUGGAUCCUGAUAUGGGUUUGUAUGAGGACUCAGAAAGUACUUUGGAGGACUCCAACCCUGAAGAUACAAUGCUGAGAAAUUUUUUUAAAGCAAAACCGGAAAAAACUCAUAUAAAAUCCUUGAAUCACAAUUCAACCAAUGGUGGAUAUCCUGGCAUGGAUGGCGAUGAAUACCAUGACAUGGGCCUUGAUCUGGAAACCUAUGGUGAAAUGGAGGAGGACCCGUAUAACACGUGCUGCAUUGAUAAAAUUUAUGACACCGUGGAGCCUCCUUUUAGCGUUACUCCUGAAGUUCUCAACCGCCCACCUGCACCAAUUCCACGGCCACUCAAUCUGCCUGAGCCUGAAGAGAAUACAACCUACAUUUCCAAAGUGUUUUGCCCCAAGGAGCCUGUAUACUCACUAAGCAAACAGCCAGAAAGAGAUUCUUUAGCACCUGUGCAACUGAUGCGAGACAUGGACAUGAGCAGUCACCAUGACCCCUUUGCAGGCAUGAAGACCCCUGGACAGAGGCAGCUAAUCUCACUGCAGGAGAGGGUCAAGGUGGGUGAGCUUACUGUUGAAGAAGCAGUGGAGGAAUUCAAGGCUUGGCAGGUUGAUCAAAAUAAAAGGUCACACUCCCUCCGUUUUCAACAGGACAAUUUACAGAAAUUAAGAAACAGCAUCACUCGGCGCUGUAGAGACAAAGGGACAAGUGAGCUUAUGAUUACAGCACCAAUGCAAACAAACACUCAGUGGGGUCCUCAAGUGAACAUGAAUUGUUCGGUGUAUGAACCAGCACCUCGUUUGGUUACCCAACCCCCUCCUGUUAGUAGACCGCUGCAGAGAGGAACCUGGCCGACAAUAAGCACCUCCAGCACUUCAAGUAGUGGCAGUCACAGAUUGAGCAUUCAGAGUAAUGUCAGCAGCAGCAGUGGGGCAGAUGGCGAAUGUGAGGAGCCUCCAGAUAUUCCGCUUCCGCCACGGACUCCCCACCCCAUUGUGGAUACUCCACCAGUUCUCCCUCCUCCCAGAGUCCCACCACGCAUAACAGAGCUGAACCUGGAGAGCACACUAAAUGAGCGCUAUGUGUCAACUCCUGCCCGUCCUGUUCCUCAGGUGCCUCCUCAAAGUCCCAUGCCUCCACCUAUACCGAGACGGACGUGGUGAUGGUCUACUUCAAAAUGGGUGGCUUUCGAUCUGCAUGACUGUGUAAAUUUGGUGUCAAGCCUUUCAAAUUGAGAUCUUUAAAAGUAUCUGCAAGAUGGGGCAAAAGACAAUGGAUCAGUGUCCAGUGCAUGUUUUUCAAGGGUUUGAGAAAUAAACAAGACAGACUUUCAAUAAAUCAACCAUUAUCGAUUAUAUGUGUUAAUUUAUGAAAAGUCUUCUGCUGAAGGGAAUAGGAAUGCAGUAUGUUUAGGAGUCCUCUGAUGUGGUUGCUUGGUUAACAAACAGCUUUUCAGUGUGUGCAUUCUGAGUACCAUUAGUUAUAGCAAACAGCAUACUCAAGAACUGAACUACUUUUUUUGCACUCUGUCAAAUUACUGUAAGCACUGUGUUGGCUGUGAACAGUGCAGAUCAGAUUUUUCAAGUUGCUUAGUUUUCUCUGUUUUGAACAUAUGUAUUCCUGAAUGCACUUCACUGCUGGCUACAAUAUAUAGUGUAUACUGUACAUAGGCGUGGGGUGAACGAACUGCAGGGUAAUGCUAUCCGAUUCAUAGAAAUCGCUAAAUAACUGCUCGCCCAUUUAUGAGAUCAAUAUGCAGUAGCAAUUUUGCUUAGUUUAUUUCAAAGCUGUAAACCCCUUAACCCUUUCAGGCAUAGUGGUCACUACAGUGGACAGCUAUUAAAACCUGUUUUCUUGUGUAUGCAUGGGUUUAGAAGGUCUAGUUGCAUAUCAGCCACUUCAGUGGACGCUAUUGCAUCAUCCCAUACAUUGCCACCCUCUGGCCAGCCGUUGUAAGUGCAACAAAAUGUUCUCAUAUCCAAGACGGCUAGCGCAGGAAUAUCUUGCCAAUCCUUCGAUAGAAGGAGACCCUCGCAAGUAAAUACAAUUUGGUAACAAAGUAACUACUAAGAAGUAAUACAACUGUAACAUUGUUGAAGUAUUGCAUUUAUUUUUGGAGGAAAUUACAAUUAAUAAUAUGUCCACUAAAUUGGACAACAUGCAGUGUUGGCUAUGUCAACUACAAUUCAUUCUAUUUCUGCGACUGAGUUGUUCUUGAAAAUACUUCAUCUGCAGUACAUUUUGGUCUAUAAUCAAUUGAUUUAUGUUUUUAGAAUGUAACUUGCAGUUUAUGUGGCAAAAACAACAUUUUGUCCAGAUUAGUUCCGUUAUGUGAGUAACAGUUAGUGUCUUUUUAUUUUGUAGAUCUCAAGUGCAGUUCGAGAUAGAAAGGCCUACAAGAUAGUGGAGCAAUUACCAUAAUUUCCUCCAAAAAUAAAUGCAAUACUUCAAAAAAUGUACAAUUGUAAUACUCCUUAGUAGUUACUUUAUGUUACCAAAGAGGGAGUUGAGGAUGCAGAAUGUGUUUGCAUUGUAUUGAGCAGUAUAAGAAGACACGUUAGUUUUAACAGCAUAACAUAUCAUUUUGUUCAUUGGUUUACCAGGUUCUUAUUUUGUCACAUCCCAAACACAUGCUGUCCACCUGAGUGGACAUAUACACAACUCUUUGAAAAAUGUGUGUAUUUAAACAAUGAUGUAAAAUUUUUAUUAUAUGCCUAAAGAUGAUUAAAAACAAUUGGGAAAAAUUCCUGACUAAGGUUGUCAUAAUUCAUGCAUGAAAGGGUUAAGAAUGUUAAUUUACUUUUAAAUAUAUUUGUUUUAAAAUGUUUAAUUAUUUCAGAAAUAAACACAGUGACUUAUGUUUUAAGAUAAAUUUGGCCACAGCCACUGAUCUAGAGUCAACUUUCCUUCUAUGAUAGUAACUGAAGUUUGUAUAUGAGGUGGGGAAACUGAUCAUAGACUGUUUAUAGGUGCAGCUACGAGCAGUGUUAUUCAGCAGGGGCAACAAUAAUUUCAGAUCAAUUACUUAUAAGCAUUAAAAUGAACAUCAUGCCUGUGGUCAGACUUGCCAAGCCUCACACAUACUCUGCUUAUGACUGUAUAUAUUUAAAGCUGAGCACUGUGAAUGAAACAAAGCUGAAAAUGAAAGGGGUGCAUUUAACAGUACAAAAUGUGUGAAUGCACAGUGUGAAGAAAACGAAGGACUGUGUGUGUGUGUGUGUGUGUGUGUGUGUGUGUGUGUGUGUGUGUGUGUGUGUGUUAGUGUUCACGUUAGUUAAACUAUGAUGAUGAUUAUACAUUUUUCUUUAUAACUUGUAUUUUGUUCUGCCUUUGCCUGGAGUGGAGAAUUGAUAAACCUGAAAAUAAAAUAUGAACUGUUUUGAAUUUGUGUCAUAUAACAUGCAGGAUAUUAAACACACGAGUAUUAAAUAAAGAUAA